AUGGCACCACCCUCUGGGCAAACAACCUUCCAAACAACAGGUAACAGUGGUGCUGAAAAAUAUGCGAAUAUCAACUGGGAUGAACUUGGAUUUGGUCUAAUUCCAAUAGACUACAUGUACGUGAUGAAAUGCUGUGAAGAGAAGAAUUUUAGUGAUGGAAACUUAAUCCCCUAUGGGAACAUUGAGAUGAGCCCAUCUGCCGGAAUCUUAAACUAUGGACAGGGGUUGCUUGAAGGUCUCAAGGCAUACAGGAAGGAAGAUGGUUGUGAUGUUUUGCUGUUUCGACCAGACCAGAAUGCUCAACGGAUGAAGAAUGGUGCAGAGAGACUGUGCAUGCCAUCGCCAUCUGUUGAGCAAUUUGUUGAGGCUGUAAAGCAAACAGUCCUCGCCAAUAAGCACUGGGUACCUCCCCCGGGGAAGGGAUCACUCUACAUUAGGCCAUUGCUCAUAGGAAGUGGACCUAUUCUGGGCAUGAGUCCGGCACCAGAGUACACAUUCCUCAUAUAUGCAUCUCCAGUUGGAAAUUAUCAUAAGGGUCCUUUAAACUUGGUUGUUGAGGAUAAGCUCCAUCGUGCUACUCCUGGUGGAACUGGAGGCGUCAAGGCCGUCACCAACUACUCACCGGUUUUCAAAGCAAUGACCCAAGCAAAGGCCAAUGGAUUCUCUGAUGUCCUAUUCCUAGACGCUUUGACAGGGAAAAAUAUUGAGGAACUUUCAGCAUGUAACAUUUUCAUUGUCAAGGGUAAUGUCAUUUCAACCCCAGCAACACAUGGAACUAUUCUACCCGGAGUCACUCGAAAGAGUAUUAUGGAGAUUGCCUUUACUUUUGGUUACCAGGUCGAGGAACGUGAAAUUCCAGUAGAGGAUUUGCUUGAAGCUGAUGAACUUUUUUGUACCGGGACUGCUAUGGUUGUAAAUCCCGUUGCUUGUGUCACCUAUCACAACAAAAGGGUUGAAUACAAAACUGGAGCUGAAACGGUGUCGCAUAAACUAUAUGUUAUGUUAACAGGGAUUCAAACGGGUCGUAUUGAAGACAAGAUGGGGUGGACUGUCAAAGUUGAUUGA
Molecule: messenger RNA, 1065 nt
Organism: Corylus avellana
Lineage: Eukaryota; Viridiplantae; Streptophyta; Magnoliopsida; Fagales; Betulaceae
Product: branched-chain-amino-acid aminotransferase 6-like
Biological process (GO): branched-chain amino acid metabolic process
Molecular function (GO): branched-chain-amino-acid:2-oxoglutarate transaminase activity
Source: RefSeq, a predicted model, not a curated record